Wickerhamiella sorbophila is the source of this 1665-nucleotide messenger RNA. RefSeq names its product Repressible alkaline phosphatase. Gene Ontology annotation, molecular function: alkaline phosphatase activity. Gene Ontology annotation, biological process: dephosphorylation. The transcript has a single exon. NCBI's taxonomy places the organism in Eukaryota, Fungi, Ascomycota, Dipodascomycetes, Dipodascales, Trichomonascaceae. Gene Ontology annotation, cellular component: fungal-type vacuole membrane. The record is from RefSeq and is a predicted model, not a curated record. Bases 1 to 1665 code for a protein of 554 amino acids.
AUGAGCAAACACCACGUAGGGCCCAGUCAGCGGCCAUCUUGGCUACCGAGCAUACUUUUUGUGUGGGCAUGUGUGGCCUCUGGGUUUUCGUUCUACCUGCUGUACCUCAAGCCGAUGGCGCCUCCAUCACAAGAUGCGCGACUGCCGACCGUUAUAGAAGAGCCCAGCGGCGCAGAGGCCGCAACCACGCGCAAACGAAACCUCAUUUUCAUGGUCUCCGACGGAAUGGGACCUGCCUCGCUGUCCAUGGCGCGAAACUUCCAAGAUUACGUUGAGGAGUCAGACAUUGGCACGACUCUAUUUUUGGACGACCACUUUUUGGGGAAUUCCCGGACCAAGUCGGACUCAUCACUCAUCACAGACUCUGCUGCAGGCGCCACGGCGUUUUCCUGUGGCCUGAAAACCUACAAUGGCGCCAUUGGUGUCGACCCAGACUCCAAGCCAUGCGGCACGGUUAUCGAAGCUGCCAAGGAAGCCGGCUACUUGACGGGCAUGGUCGUGACCACUUUUAUUACCGACGCUACCCCUGCGUCGUUCUCGACUCACGCCUAUGACCGUAGCGAGCAGCAGACAAUCGCUGCCCAAUUAGUCGGCAGAGACCACUUGCUUGGCCGGAAUGUCGACCUGCUGAUUGGCGGUGGCCGGUGCGAGUUCUUGCCGCGUUCAAUGGGCGGGUGUCGUGAAGAUUCGCGUGAUCUUUUGAAAGAGGCGACCGAGGACGGCUGGUCGUUGGCUACUAACCGCAAGGAGUUCGACUAUCUCCAGGGCGGGCGAAACGUCAGCCUGCCCCUCAUGGCUCUGGUUUCCAAUGGCCAGAUUCCAUUCGACAUUGACCGUGACGACGAGCAGUACCCGUCGUUGGUUGAGACGACAAAGACUGCCAUCCGCGCUCUUUCCGAUGCUACAAAGGACUCGGACAAGGGCUUUGUCCUGAUGAUUGAGGGCUCUCGCAUCGACCAUGCCGGACACUUGAACGACCCCGGUGCUCAGGUGUACGAGGUUCUGGCUUAUGAUGCUGCAUACAAAGCCGCCGUUGAGUUUGCGUCGUCGGCAGACGUUGAAACCGUUGUCAUUUCUACAUCAGACCACGAGACCGGCGGGCUUACGGUGGGCCGCCAAGUGACCGAGGAGUAUCCCGAGUAUGUUUGGUAUCCUGAGGUGCUUGCCAGCGUCGAACGCUCCACUGAACACUUGGCUCGUCGCUUGCGCAACUACCAACCCAAGUCGUCUGAAAAGCGCCGUCAUGAGAUGGUCAAGUACAUCAAGCACGAGAUUCUCGGGCCCAAGGGCCUCAAUCUGUCGGAGAUUCACCGUGAUGAUAUUCGCAGAGUCAUUCACAACCGCAAGAAUGCGCAAGACGUGCUGUCCGAAAUUCUCUCUGUGCGGGCCCAGAUCGGCUGGUCGACGCACGGCCAUACGGCAGUGGAUGUCAACGUAUACGGCUACGCCAAAGACGUGUCGCGGCUGGAUGUCCUACGCGGAGGCAACGAGAACAUUGAGUUUGCCACCUUUGUUUCCGAGUACCUUGAUUUGGAUCUGGGCGUAAUCACCGACAAACUGCACUCUAAACUCUCCAACCAGACCGGAGCAGACAGUUUCAACGAACCCCAGGAACCUGGCCACCUCGAUGCAUACCAUACUGGCGUGUCAGGCUUCCCUGUUUAG